AUCGAAUACCAUAAAAGAUAAGCUCAAAUGCUUAGAUCACUAAGACCGAAGCCACAUCUGACGAAGCUCCAUAUCCAUGACUCUGUGCUGUUCCAGCAGAAGCCACAGACAUGGCACAUCAACAGGGCACUGCUUGAUAAUGGGAAGACGCAGCUGAUCUCCCAUGGAGAGCUAAAGGCUCUCCAGAAGUCGUUUGAGUCGCUGAUGAAAGGAUACAACACUGGCAACUUGGACUACAAAGACCUGAUCAAGCUAUACUCCAAGGUUUACUACCCAUUCUUACGAUCCGAGGAGAUCCGUGAGUUCUUUGGCAGAGACCCAAGGGGCUCGAUGGCCAGGCUCCAGGAUUAUAUGAUCAAACAUGUAAGACUCACGGGUGACGGUAUCUCUCUGCUGAAGCAUGUGCACGAGUCCUCCGGACUGGACUUUGGAGUGGUUAGAGGUGACUACUUUGCGUCGCUGGGCAUUACACCCAUUCUCUAUGGCUCACUUCUACGGUCGUCGAACAAGAGCCUCUUCUCAAAACACCAUAAGCAAAAUAUAAACUACUCCAAGGUUAUUAACGGCAUGGACGGGCACCUGAGUGCGACUAUGAUGGAGAGGUACUUGAAGUCGAGCUCGUCACUCCACAGGGCUUUCAAUUUGAAGAAUUACCUCGUUGUGAACUCUCCACAUGAAUCAGAGAUGUUUGUAAACCUUGCACAGAGAUUUGGAAUCUCUGUAAUUAUACUGACCGAUAAACACUUUGAAAACCCGCAAUCGCUGGUGUCGCCACUAUUACACGACUACCAGAUGUGUAAAUUGAAGGGCUCUACUGACCAGUGUGACGAGAUUAGAGAACAUUUAUCGUCAUUGCAGUUCCUGCCGAUGAAGAACGUCCGCGAGUUGAUUACAUUCACCAAUGCUCUGGAGGAUGUUGACCGCAAGCAACCAAAGUUUGACUCUGCCUCCUUUGAUGAGACGCUGAGACAGAUGGAGCUGUCGAUCUUGGGUAACAUAGAAACAGACAUUAGACACGCCUGAUACGUUUAAUGAUUUGUUAUUUAUUAUUUAUUUGCUUCUCUAUUUUAUUUAUUCCAGCAGCUUAUUUAUUUAUUGCGUGGCACGGUAUAUCCAUGUUGAAUCGAUAUCAUGAUGAUUAAAACUAGUUUAAAAUCGUAUACAUUAGAUCUGGAGGCUCUGACGAAGACGUCAGGG
Molecule: messenger RNA, 1197 nt
Organism: Williopsis jadinii
Lineage: Eukaryota; Fungi; Ascomycota; Saccharomycetes; Phaffomycetales; Wickerhamomycetaceae
Exons: 1
Coding region: 28-1023 (331 amino acids)
Source: RefSeq, a predicted model, not a curated record